Messenger RNA from Trichophyton benhamiae CBS 112371, 1500 nucleotides. RefSeq lists its product as uncharacterized. The coding region runs from base 1 to 1500 and encodes 499 amino acids. The record is from RefSeq and is a predicted model, not a curated record. Gene Ontology annotation, cellular component: nucleus. Gene Ontology annotation, molecular function: protein binding; cis-regulatory region sequence-specific DNA binding. NCBI's taxonomy places the organism in Eukaryota, Fungi, Ascomycota, Eurotiomycetes, Onygenales, Arthrodermataceae. The transcript is spliced from 2 exons.
AUGAAGAGUUACACGACGGGAUGCGAGCUCGGUGACAGAGCAGAACAGCCGGUGGGCGAGAAGCCGGAAGACCAAGACGAAGGCGAAGGCGAAAGCGACGGUGGUGAUGCGAUUCCAGUCCAUCCGCUGGGCGUGAAGCCCUCUGGCAACGGACUGGUAGCGGCAGGAGACAUACGGCCUGCCAUGGGCGUCUUUGGCUUGCUGCCGGACGAGCUGGUGUUGACGGUGCUGGAGUCGUUUGAUGCCUCGACGCUGAGACGACUGGGAAUGACAUGCAGGGCUCUCUAUGCAUUUACUAGGGCAGAGGAGCUCUGGAAGGCUCUUUUCAUACAGGCAUCACCGUCAAGCUUCUCAUGGCAGGGAGACUGGCACUCGACAUAUCUCAACCUGCCGCAGUCAAAGGCCGCCUCGCCAGACUGCUCGCAGCUGUUCUCAGACACGCUGCACCGGCCGUUCCAGUGUGCCCAUCUCUCCCUGGCCGCUUGCUAUGACAUACCGUCUAGGAACAGGAUACCCCGUCUGGCCAAUAUGACUCAGGCCGAGUUUGACCAGUCAUGGGCAGACAAGCCCUUCAUCCUUACCGAGCCAGUCAAACAGUGGCCGGCCUUCAAGUCGUGGUCUGUCGGACAAAUACUAGAAACCCAUCCAGAUACCCUCUUCCGUGCAGAGGCAGUGGAUUGGCCGUUCAGGACAUACGUAGACUAUAUGAACAACAACUCCGACGAGAGCCCGCUGUACCUCUUUGACAAGAACUUUGUCUCCAAGAUGGGACUACCUACCGGUCCUGAAGAGGCUGUCUUUCAACCACCCUCAUGUUUUGGAACUGACUUGUUCGCUGUACUGGGCAACCAGCGGCCAGAUAAGGAGUGGCUGAUCAUCGGCCCUGCAAGGAGCGGGAGCACCUUUCACAAGGAUCCCAACGCCACAAGCGCAUGGAACGCCGUGCUGCGAGGUUCCAAGUACUGGAUCAUGUUCCCUGGUUCGGCAUCCCUACCGCCUCCUCCAGGCGUCUAUGUCUCUGCCGACCAGUCAGAAGUAACCUCCCCCCUCAGCAUUGCAGAAUGGCUUCUCAACUUCCACGACGAGGCGCAGAACACUCCCGGCUGUCUGGAAGGCAUAUGCGGCGAAGGAGAGGUCCUACAUGUCCCCUCGGGCUGGUGGCAUCUGGUAGUCAAUCUGUCAGAGUCGAUAGCCAUCACGCAGAACUUUGUGCCUCGCAAACACCUCCGUUCCACCCUGGACUUUAUGAAGAAUAAAGCAGACCAGGUAUCUGGUUUCCGAAAGGACGUCGAGGAUCCGUAUGGCUUGUUUGUCGAGAGAAUGCAAGAGACCUAUUCGGACAUGCUUGAGCAGGCCCUGCUUGAGCUGGAGGCAAAGAAGAAGAGAAAGUGGGAUGAAGUAGUCAAAACUGCGAAUGAUUCUACCGCUGACUCUGCGGCUGGAGGUGGAGGAUUCAGCUUUGGAUUUGGCGACGACGACAGUGACGCCGAAGUACCAUGA